AGCAUCUCCCACUCCAGAGGAGCACAGCGGCAUCAGGGCUCCAGGAGUCUGCACACUGCUCGGCCCGGGGGUUCAGGUCCCUGGUGGGAGAGAGGUACCAGGCAUCUUCCAAGCAGCCUCACCUUUCCUCCGAGAUGGUGGAUUAUUACAAAGUCCUUGGGCUGCAAAAAAAUGCCUCACAGGACGAUGUUAAGAAAUCCUACCACAAACUGGCACUAAAAUGGCAUCCUGAUAAGAAUCCCGGCAACAAGGAGGAAGCUGAGAAGAAAUUUAAAGCAGUUGCUGAGGCAUACAAGGUUUUGUCUGACCCUCAGAAACGACUGUGCUACGACAGGUCGGUUAAGGGGAGCAGAUCCCACAGAGGGCGCGCCACGCAGCAUCGUGCCAGCUUCUUUGAGUCCACUUACGUACUGCAUGACCCCGAGGACAUCUCUAGGGAGAUCUUUGGAGGGAUGGAUCCCUCUUUAUAUGCUUUCUGGUACCCCUCAGACAACAUCAGAAGCAAUGGUGAAAACUGGCACAGCAGAAGUGGAAGAAGCUCCAGCUGGUUUUCCGACUUUAUGGAGCCAUUUAUGCCACAGAGUUCGUUCAGCGCCGGUGGGCAGCACACCUUCUCCUUCGCUGAGGCCACAGCUUGGCCACACGGUGCCAGAUCAGCGUCAACCACUACUGAGGUGAUCAAUGGCAAAAGGAUCAAAAACGGGCAGGAGAUCAUAGAAGUGGAAGAAGAUGGCCAGCUGAAGUCUGUGACAAUAAACGGGAAAGACCACCUGAAAUUAUGA
This is a messenger RNA of Athene cunicularia (burrowing owl), 782 nucleotides long. RefSeq names its product DnaJ heat shock protein family (Hsp40) member B8 (gene DNAJB8). NCBI's taxonomy places the organism in Eukaryota, Metazoa, Chordata, Aves, Strigiformes, Strigidae. The record is from RefSeq and is a predicted model, not a curated record. Gene Ontology annotation, molecular function: Hsp70 protein binding.